UUCCUCUGUCUGUCCAUGUCUCUAGCUGGAGCUGGCUUAAUCUGAAUAUCUGGACAUAAACAUAACUCAGAUCUGGCACUGGAGUUUCUUACAGUUGUUCACUGGCAGGGUUUAAGACCCAGACGCACAAAAAAACUGUCCUUUUUCACUGGUUUAAGCAGAAAGGAUUUUCCUGGAAUUAUACAUUUGACUGUUGGGAUUACGUUGGACUUCAUAUGUGUGACUCCUGGGGAAUGUGGAUUUUUGCUGCUUUUGCUGUUGCAAGACAACUAUCAUCAUGUGAGAAGUGAAUGAGAGAAGCAAGAAUUAAGCAGACUUAUCAAACUAACAGUUUUUGUUCACACUGACUGAAAUUCCCUUAAAACAGGAAAAGAUGUCGAGGCCACCUUCCUCCCAGACCACUCCUCAGUUCUACCGGGUCAGCGAAAGAGAUCUCACCGAGAUUGAGCUUCAUUCUGUGGACUCCAUCAAUGACCUCCACCGAACACACCCUGAACACAGCCACAAAGGGAUGAGGCCUCCUCGCCCUGCGUACAUACCCUCUCCGAACGGGAACCUGUAUACACAUGACACAACAUCUGUCAAUCAUAUAAGCCACCCACCCAGCAGCAAAUGGCAGAGUCGUCUGCAGGAUAUGUUGACACCAAGUUCAUCGCGUGCCUACACCAUGGGCUGUGCUAUUAUCACACUACUUCUGUUGACAGUGUUGCUCAUCUUCUACUUCUUAGUCCAGCAGGGCGGCGCCAUCCGGAUGCUGACAGAGGCAGUGAGGGAGAAGGAAGCUGCAGCCACAGAGUUAUCGCUGCUGAUCCAAGAACUUCAGGCUCUGAGACUAAACCUGACAGCCAUGAGAGGAGGAAAAUGA
Messenger RNA from Melanotaenia boesemani (Boeseman's rainbowfish), 865 nucleotides. RefSeq lists its product as uncharacterized. NCBI's taxonomy places the organism in Eukaryota, Metazoa, Chordata, Actinopteri, Atheriniformes, Melanotaeniidae. Bases 374 to 865 code for a protein of 163 amino acids. The transcript has 4 exons. The record is from RefSeq and is a predicted model, not a curated record.